This is a messenger RNA of Lathyrus sativus (Indian pea), 1014 nucleotides long. Lineage: Eukaryota; Viridiplantae; Streptophyta; Magnoliopsida; Fabales; Fabaceae. The record is from the annotation of a GenBank genome assembly.
AUGGAACUGAACUUGGAUUUGACUUUAGCCUCGGUUCCCAAAACCGUUUCUCAUUUCCUCAACGAAGUUUCUCUCACCAAAGACUCGUCUCAGAAACUUUCAAUGCUCGAUGACUUGGUUCGUAGAUUGGAAGAAGAAAUGAACAAAGUGCUCGCUUUCAAACGCGAACUUCCUCUCUGCAUACUCCUCGUUAACGAUGCUAUUGCAAGAUUGAAGGAUGAAAAAGAAAAAGUUAGGUUAAUCAAAAUGCGAGAUCCAGUUUUGGUGAACGAAAACUCUGAUAAUAAGAUGAAUUGGAUGAGUUCAGUUCAGCUUUGGACUAAUCAGACAAAAUCGAAGAAUGAAGAUGGUGAUAGGUCUGUGUCACAGAAAAGUAAUGGUGGAGGGGUAUUUAUGUCAUUUAAUGAAAAUACUCCUACUCGUGUUCCUUUGAAGGAGGUUUCGCAGGUUCCGAGUUUUAGUUUGGUGUCUGAAGUGAGUCAUGGAAAUUCUAAGAGUGGUUGUGAUCGAAGUAGUUCUGGUUCGUCUUUGUUGCGCGUUGAGAUACAGAAUCAACAGCCGCAGCCACCUCAGCCUUUGCUGCAGAGUUCCAGGAAACAAAGACGAAGCUGGUCGUCCGAGCUUCAUCGCCGUUUUGUUGAUGCUCUUCAACAGCUUGGUGGAGCACAUGCAGCCACUCCUAAGCAAAUUAGGGAAAAGAUGCAAGUGGAUGGAUUAACAAAUGAUGAAGUGAAAAGCCAUUUGCAGAAAUACAGGCUUCAUGUUAGAAGAUUCCCAGUUUCUUCUAUUGAGGAGGCUAAUAAACUAGCCUUAUAUAUGAUCCAAGAUCAAGAUACAUCAAAGGGAAAUUUAUCAGAGUCUGUUUCACCACAGGGUCCUCUUACUCCUAUUCUCAUUGGAGGAUCUGUUAAAGGUCUCUCGAGCCAUGGAAGAAACAGCGUGGAUGCAGAAGAUGAACAAUCAGAUUGCAGGAAUUGGAAAGAUGAUCAGGAGCAGCAACAUGAAGCUGAAUAA